AUACGAAAAGAAAUAAGGAAAAGAAAAAGAAAUAAUAGCAAAACAGAAGGCUUAGGCCAAUGGCUUCUUGUUGGGUUUGGAGUUUAUAUUGUGUCAUUUCAAUAUAAACAGAAAAAGAAAGAAAACAUAAAAUCCUUCUCUUUUUCUCGUUUUCUCGUUUUCUCUCUCUUUUUAUCUCGCUUUCAUCGCCGGAAAAUUGCAUCAUCAAUCUCCAAUUAACGCCGUCAUGUUAUUGCUCAAAUCGGUACUAUUCUUUUGCUUGAUUUGCCUUUAGAGUCUCGCUGUUGAGCAGUUAUAGGAUCAGAUCUGGUUGGUUUUGCUUGAUUAUAGAGAGAUUUAGGGUUCUAAAUUUUGUUAUAUUGCUCCAAUUAGGGAUGAUUUUGAAGAGAAUUCUGAAACUUUAGGGGUUUUUUUUGUUAAUAUUCUUACGUGUGUGUGUGUGUGUGUGUAUGGAAGAGGGAAGAAGAUCUGGUGACCCAUCGGGGUUUAUGGUGAAGAAUAGAAGCUCAUCAGGUUGUUUGAUUGUUAGAAAGAAGGGUAAUAAUGAUGGUAUUGGAAUUGGAGGAAUUGUAGGUUCCUCUGGUUCAAGAAAGUUUAGUGGGUCAAAAAAGGAGAAAAAGAGAGCUAGGUUGGAUUUCAGCGAUUCAGGGUCUAGUGAUGAGUUGUUAAUACCGCCACAAAGAAGGGUUGGACCUGAAACUAUUAGGGUUUGUAAUGGUUUGAGUCUUUUUGAUAAGGGUGGUAUUAAUUUAGAAGAGAAUGAUAUUGGUAGGAAAAGGAGUAGGGGAGAUAUUACUGGUAGGAGUAGUAACAAGGUUGAUGCGAAUGUGGUUGGUAGGAAUGGGGAAGAGGAUUUUAGUGCAAGGAAAAGGAAUAGGUUAGAUGUGUUUGAGUUUGAUGAAUAUGAAGGGAAUGAUGUAGAAAUGAUGAGGAGGAGGAGGAAGCAUUUUGAUGAUGACGAUGAUGAUAACAAUGAUGAUGAUGGAAUUCAAGGGAGGGGGAGGCUUGUUGGGUCAAUGAUGAUGGGGAGAAGUGGGAUUAAUAUGGAAUACGAGUCAGGAUCAAGUAGACAUCCUAUUAUUGAUAGAAGAAAGAGUUCAUAUUUCGAGAGAACAAGUGGGCUAAUUCAGGAAGGUCACCACAAUAGGGAUGUGACACGGAAUCAUCCACGACAAAUAUCGUUUUAUAGAGAUAAAUAUGAUUCAGAUGAACCCAUUAGAGUUCAGGGAAAAAAUGGUGUUUUAAAGGUAAUGGUGAACAAGAAAAAGAAGGUGGGUGGAAUGGAAGUGGAGGAAAACAGAAAGGGCUUGAGGCCAGAAGAAGCUGUGAAGAGGAAUGUUCUAAUCAGACCUCCGCUUUACUCAGAGUCUAAAAGUGCUGAGAAAUCGAGUUCUGUAGUUGGGACACUGAAGAGUUCAAUGAAUAUGCUGAGAUCAUCACCUGCUAAGAAUUCUUCUAGUAGGAAUGGUAAGGUCAGAUACCAUGAUUCAGAAGACAGUGAUACAUCAUUAAAAUUGGGACUGAAGAAAUUGGAUUCUCAUAACUCUAUGAAAAUGCCACCGUCAACUAAAAACCUUAAAGGAGAUGAGGUGGAUUCGGAAGAUAGUGAUACAUCGUUGAAGCUGGGACCAAAGAAUGAGGAACCACAUAAAUCUACAAAAGGGGCAAGCAGCAGUGGUGAAAUAACACCAAGCAAUCAGCGCCUACCAACUAGAAGUAAAGAAGGGAAAAUUAAGCGUGGUACUGGCACAGAAAAGCAGAAGCUGCGAGAAAGAAUAAGGGAGAUGCUUUUGAAUGCAGGCUGGACUAUAGACUAUAGACCAAGAAGGAACAGAGACUACCUAGAUGCAGUCUAUAUUAAUCCUACAGGAACGGCUUACUGGUCCAUCAUCAAGGCAUAUGAUGCGCUUCUAAAGCAAUUAAAUGAUGAGGAAGAGGAGGCAAGAUCCAAGGAUGAGUCAUUUAUGCCACUAUCUGAUGAGGUGCUCAGCCAAUUAACAAGAAAGACACGAAAGAAGAUGGAGAAAGAAAUGAAAAUGAAAAAGAAGCAAAGAGAUGUUAGUGAAAGUGAGAAUGCAAGGGAAACUGCAGCAAGAAAGUCUUCAAGUUCCAGGCAUGAUGAGGAAAGUAUGGACAGUGGCAGCCAUGAAGAAAAACUAAGUUCCUUUAUAAAACAGGGUGGUAAGUCAUUAAAGAGUAGAAUGAAUGGUAACAGUUCUUUCAAUUUAAACACUAAAAACCAGAAUUCUAUUCAUCCUCUACAUGGUGCCGUGGAGCAAACAUUUUCUGGAUGUAAUUCUCAUCAAGGAAGAAAAAGCAGAAAACUUGGCAGAUGUACUUUGUUGGUGCGGAAUUCUAAUGAGGGGCUAAACUCAGAAAGUGAUGGCUUUGUUCCAUAUGCUGGCAAAAGAACACUGCUUUCCUGGCUGAUUGACUGUGGAGCUGUACAAUUGAGCCAAAAGGUGCGUUACAUGAAUCGUCGACGAACGAAAGUAAUGCUGGAGGGUUGGGUUACUAGAGAUGGUAUUCACUGUGGUUGCUGUAGUAAAAUCCUCACAGUCUCGAAGUUUGAGAUCCAUGCAGGGAGCAAAUUGCGCCAGCCGUUUCAAAAUAUAUAUCUAGAUUCAGGGGUUUCUCUUCUGGAGUGCCAGAUUGAUGCUUGGAAUAGACAGGAGUCCAUAGAGCGCAUUGGUUUUCAUUCUGUAAACACUGAUGGUGAUGAUCCUAAUGAUGAUACAUGUGGCAUUUGUGGAGAUGGUGGGGAUUUGAUAUGUUGUGAUGGUUGUCCGUCAACCUUUCAUCAGAGCUGCCUAGAUAUAAUGAUGCUCCCCCCAGGUGAUUGGCAUUGCCCAAAUUGUACAUGCAAAUUUUGUGGAAUAGCCAGUGAAGACUUUGUUCAGGAAGAUGGUACAAAUGUUUCCGAACUACUUACUUGCAGCUUGUGUGCAAAAAAAUAUCACAAAUCAUGCCUACAGGAUGUGGAUGCUCUCUGUAUUGAUUUUAAUAAUUCAACCCCUUGUUUUUGCGGGAAGACAUGCAGAGAGCUUUUUGAGCAAUUGCAGAAGUAUCUUGGGAUCAAGCAUGAGCUAGAAUCAGGAUUUUCAUGGUCUCUUGUCCAUAGAAUGGAUAUAGACUUGGACAUGUCUCUGCAGGGGCUACCACAAAGAGUAGAAUGCAAUUCGAAGUUGGCUGUUGCCUUGUCUGUUAUGGAUGAAUGCUUUUUGCCAAUCGUUGACAGGAGAAGUGGGAUCAAUAUAAUCCAGAAUGUGCUAUAUAACUGUGGAUCAAACUUUAAUCGGCUGAAUUAUAGUGGCUUUUAUGCUGCUAUUCUGGAGAGGGGUGAUGAAAUAAUUUCUGCCGCAUCCAUCAGGUUCCAUGGAACUCAGUUGGCAGAAAUGCCAUUCAUCGGUACUCGCCAUGUAUAUAGGCGUCAAGGGAUGUGCCGGCGGCUUUUUAGUGCCAUUGAAUCAGCACUCUGCUCCUUGAAGGUUCAGAAAUUGAUUAUCCCUGCAAUUUCUGAACUGACUCAUACAUGGACUGGGGUUUUUGGUUUUACCACUCUUAGUGAUUCACUUAAGCAAGAAUUGAAGUCUAUGAAUAUGUUGGUGUUCCCUGGAAUAGACAUGUUGCAGAAGCAGCUAUUGGAGAAAGAAAACACUGAUGGAAACAUGACUUUGAGCGCAGGUUUUAAAGGAUCAGAAUUGGAAGACAGUCAAUGUGUCACACCUGAGGUGGCAGCUAAGUCUGAUAUUGAUUCUUCAGCUAUGCAUGAUCUUGAUAAAUAUGAUAUUAAUGGUGAUUUAGAACAUGCCAGCAGGGCAAAUGACGAAGUUGUUACUGCAAAUUCUGAUUCUCAAUUUCUGGAUGUUCCUAUGAAUGACACUUCUGUGAUCAGUAGUUCUUUAGAUUCAACCCAGGAACAAAAAAACUUAGUACUACUUAUAGAGAUGGUGAAUGCAGAUUUUGAUUCAGGGGAUAAGCUGGAUGAAUCUGCUGCUGAGAACAAAAGUCUGUCUGUAUUUGACGCUAGUCAUGAUAACCAAAUGGAUAUUAAAGCAGAAUCAGAUUCUUCUGCUGAAGAUACUACUCGCUCUUGUAUUCAAGGUGAAGUGUCUCCUGCAAAUUCUAAUUCCCGAGGCCUUGGUGUUUCCUCUGAUGAUAUUUCUGUGAAGAGUGGUUCUGUGGGUGCUCCUAAUGAACUUAAAACUGAACUUUUGCGUGAGAGGAAUACAUGUGCUGAUUCUGAAUCAGGGGACAAGUUAGAUGAGUUAAAUUCGGAGAGUAAAUGCCUCGUUAAAACAGUAGUGGCUUCUCCUGUCAAAGAUGAUUUUCAGUCUUGUAAAGAAAGUGAUAUUCAGGAUAUCCGUGCGUUUAAUUUAAACGAGACUUCUUCUGAUAAAACUAAAACCUCAAUCUCAAUUGAAGAGGCUAAGUCUCUUGAUUGCAAAUCAGAGGGCAAGUUUUCUGAACUAGCUUCCAAGGGGAAUCAUCAAUUUGACUCUGAUGCAGGCCAUCAUGCAAUAGAGAUGGAAACGAAGCCUGUAGUGGAUUCCCCCAUUGAGGAUAAGCCUGAGUCCGGCAAAGAGGACUUGCAGACACUAAAUGCUGAGUUGGCAUGUUCUGAAGCUGUCCCUUCCACUAAGGGUGCAAGUGAAUUUCCAAGUGUGUCUGAAGCUGCCCCUUCCGCAGAGGAUGUAACUGAUGAUAAUUCGACCCAGAAGAUAGAUGAGUUUUUAUGUGUGCCUGACGCUGUUCCUUCCACAGAGAAUGCAACUGAUGAUAAACCCACCCAGAAGAUAGAUGAACUUCAAAUUGUGCCUGAAUCUGUUCCUUCUGCACAGAAUGCAACUGGCGAUAAACCCGCCCAGAAGAUAUAUGAACUUCAAAGUGUGUCUGAAGCUGUUCCUUCUGCACAGAAUGCAACUGACUAUAAACCCGCCCAAAAGAUAUAUGAACUUCAAAGUGUGUCUGAAGCUGUUCCAUCCGCACAUAAUGCAACUGAUGAUAAAUCUACCCAGAAGAUGGGUGAAUUUCCAAGUGUAGUUGAAUCUGUCCCUUCCACAGAAGAUGCAACUGAUGAUAAUUCCACCCAGAAGAUAGAUGAAUUUCUAAGUGUGCCUGGGGCUGUCCCUUCCACAGAGAGUGCAACUGAUGACAAUCACCCCCCGAAGAUGGAUGAACUUCCAAGUGUACCUGUUUCCAUGUUCAAUGGUGGUGAUGAUAAUUCCAUGCAAAAUAACUUAGAUCCAAAAGAUAGAAUAUGAGAGGCAAGCAAAUUAGAUUCGACUUCAAAAGCAGUUUGAAGCAAAUCCCUGGUAUGCUCCUACAGAUAAGUUCAGGACUGAUGCAAGUGAAGGGAAACUGAUCCUUACGUUGUAUGAUAUGUGUGCACUACACCACUCCUGCUCUGUAUUCUCUAUGAAACUUGUAGGUUCUCUCAAUGUGGAAUAUUCCCAUACGCCAGAGCCAGGGCAAAGGCGCUGUCAUCUAAAUGCCGUGACUGGGAAUUUAUGAAGAAAUUAUAGGUUGUCUGACGAAAAGUAAUUGGUCUUGGUGAGUAAGGUUGUUAAAGUUUCUGGUUUAACUUGUUGGAGCAACUGUGUUUAGAGGGCUUCAAAUUGGUGGGAAGUGAUUGGUGCCGUAUGAGGAAGUUGCUAUUGUAAAAACACAUUGGAGGGAGGCAGACAUUUGGACUGAAUGUGAAUGGGGGUCAAUUUUCUCCAUGUUACUAAGCAUGUAAAUAUCCAAAUGCCACCAAGCUGCAAAUUUGGCGAGUCCUGUAUUAAUUCAUUUUUAUGGAGGAACAUCCUCUAUGUCUAUCUAUGUUAACUUGUCACAUGACAUAGGUGGGGUUGCAGAUGGAUCUUUUAAUGUCAUUUUUCUUGUAACUACAACCUUUUCUUCCAAUUGCCAGCAUUCUUUUUAUAUGAUUUAUGUUAUGUUAGCUGCAAA
Ricinus communis (castor bean) is the source of this 5952-nucleotide messenger RNA. RefSeq lists its product as uncharacterized. The coding region runs from base 450 to 5264 and encodes 1604 amino acids. The record is from RefSeq and is a predicted model, not a curated record. Gene Ontology annotation, molecular function: transcription corepressor activity. Gene Ontology annotation, biological process: negative regulation of DNA-templated transcription. The transcript is spliced from 8 exons. NCBI's taxonomy places the organism in Eukaryota, Viridiplantae, Streptophyta, Magnoliopsida, Malpighiales, Euphorbiaceae.